UGCGAGAGAGAGAGAGAGAGAGAGAAAGUGGGAAGGGAAACAAAAAAGCUUUCAAAUUUUCCACGGAGGUUAGCCGGAAAGUUGUCAACAUGCUGGAAACUGAUCUCUGUCUCGGGCUACCCGGCGGCGGGGGAGGCGGCGGAGGAGGAGGAGAGCCUGAGACUCCUAAAGCUAAUGGAAAAAGAGGGUUCUCUGAGACCGUUGAUCUGAAACUCAAUAUCCAAUCUGAGCCUCUUGCUACCGUCGAUCUGACACCACAGAAUAUGAAGAAUAAUAAUACUUCAACUGAUGAGAAGAGUCUUCUAAGCUCCAAAGAUCCUGCUAAGCCCCCUGCCAAGGCACAAGCCGUGGGAUGGCCACCGGUGCGAUCCUACCGAAAGAAUGUCAUGGCUCAAAAGAACUCUGACGGUGGCUCGGCUAUGUUUGUGAAAGUUUGUAUGGAUGGCGCACCAUAUCUGCGAAAGGUGGACUUGAAGAUGUACAAAAGCUACCAAGAACUCUCGAAUGCAUUGGCCAAGAUGUUCAGCUCCUUUACCAUGGCCGGUGACUAUGGGGCCCAAGGAAUGAUAGACUUCAUCAACGAAAGUAAGUUGAUGGAUCUUCUAAACAGCUCUGAAUAUGUACCAACCUAUGAAGAUAAGGAUGGUGAUUGGAUGCUCGUGGGAGAUGUUCCAUGGGAGAUGUUCGUUGAUUCAUGCAAGCGAUUAAGGAUAACGAAGGGGUCAGAAGCUAUUGGGCUGGCCCCAAGAGCGAUGGAGAAAUGCAAAAGCAGAAGCUGAAGAGGUGGUGGGUGGCGGCAUGAUUUGGUCGAUCCAUGAUGAAGCAA
Messenger RNA from Cucurbita maxima (winter squash), 826 nucleotides. RefSeq names its product auxin-responsive protein IAA14-like. Bases 90 to 779 code for a protein of 229 amino acids. The record is from RefSeq and is a predicted model, not a curated record. Gene Ontology annotation, biological process: regulation of DNA-templated transcription. The transcript has 5 exons. Lineage: Eukaryota; Viridiplantae; Streptophyta; Magnoliopsida; Cucurbitales; Cucurbitaceae. Gene Ontology annotation, molecular function: protein binding. Gene Ontology annotation, cellular component: nucleus.